AUUUUUCUUAAGAUCGCGAAAUUUUCCCAAAACCCAAGAGCCUCUUCCGUCCGAGAACUUUUCGGUUGGAAAAGAAAUUAGCUGUCCUUCGUCACUGCGGCAAAAAAGGGAACAGGACAAGGGAUUGAGACAACGAUGGCGAACGCACUGGUGCGGCUAAACUGCAUGCCGAAGCAACAAUUAGCGGCACUGGUACCGGCCAUCCGCGGCUCGGUGGCCGCCUGUGGCCAGCAGCAGGUCCGGCAGCAGUCGGCCCAGGCAUCGGCACCGCCACCACAGACGAGGACCAAGUUCGGAGGAAUGGCCGAUCAGGACCGCAUAUUCACGAACCUGUACGGGCGGCACGAUUGGCGUCUGAAGGGUGCCCUCAAGCGCGGCGAUUGGUACAAAACGAAGGAGAUCCUGCUGAAGGGUGUCGACUGGAUACUGAAUGAAAUCAAAGUGUCCGGUUUGCGUGGCCGCGGAGGCGCCGGGUUCCCCAGCGGUAUGAAGUGGUCGUUCAUGAACAAACCGUCGGACGGCCGUCCGAAGUAUUUGGUCGUGAACGCGGACGAGGGCGAGCCGGGAACGUGCAAGGAUCGGGAGAUUAUGCGCCACGACCCGCACAAGCUGAUCGAAGGGUGUUUGAUUGCGGGCCGAGCGAUGGGAGCCCGAGCUGCUUACAUCUACAUCCGCGGUGAGUUUUACAACGAAGCGUCCAACAUGCAGCUGGCCAUCGCCGAAGCGUACCAGGCGGGAUUGAUUGGAAAGAAUGCGUGCGGAUCGGGAUUCGAUUUCGACGUGUUCAUGCACCGCGGAGCGGGUGCGUACAUCUGCGGCGAGGAGACGGCUCUGAUUGAAUCGCUCGAAGGCAAGCAGGGCAAACCGCGCCUGAAGCCACCGUUCCCGGCCGACGUCGGUGUGUUCGGUUGCCCGACGACGGUGGCCAACGUGGAAACGGUUGCCGUCGCCCCGACCAUCUGCCGCCGAGGAGGCGUUUGGUUUGCCGGCUUUGGCCGCACGCGUAACUCGGGCACGAAGCUGUUCAACAUUUCGGGCCACGUCAACACACCGUGCACGGUCGAGGAGGAGAUGUCCAUUCCGCUGAAGGAGCUAAUCGAGCGCCAUGCCGGAGGCAUUCGGGGCGGCUGGGACAACCUGCUCGGUAUCAUCCCGGGCGGCUCUUCGACCCCGGUCAUCCCGAAGUCGGUGUGCGAAGAUGUGUUGAUGGACUUUGACGGGCUGGUGCAGGCGCAAACUUCGCUCGGCACGGCCGCUAUCAUCGUGAUGGACAAAUCGACCGACAUGAUUAAGGCGAUCUCGCGUCUGAUCAUGUUCUACAAGCACGAGAGCUGCGGCCAGUGUACCCCGUGCCGCGAGGGCAUCGGGUGGAUGAACAAGAUCAUGCACCGCUUCGUAGCCGGCAAUGCUCAGCCGGCGGAGAUAGAUAUGCUGUGGGAAAUCUCCAAGCAAAUCGAGGGACACACCAUCUGCGCGCUGGGCGACGGCGCCGCAUGGCCAGUCCAAGGUUUAAUCCGACACUUCCGCCCGGAAAUAGAAGCCCGAAUGAAGGAGUACGAGCAGAAGGAAGCUGCUGGCAAGCACUAA
Anopheles cruzii is the source of this 1587-nucleotide messenger RNA. It is a transcript of the gene ND-51, whose product is annotated as NADH dehydrogenase [ubiquinone] flavoprotein 1, mitochondrial. Gene Ontology annotation, biological process: mitochondrial electron transport, NADH to ubiquinone. Gene Ontology annotation, molecular function: FMN binding; 4 iron, 4 sulfur cluster binding; NAD binding. NCBI's taxonomy places the organism in Eukaryota, Metazoa, Arthropoda, Insecta, Diptera, Culicidae. The transcript has 4 exons. The record is from RefSeq and is a predicted model, not a curated record. The coding region runs from base 136 to 1587 and encodes 483 amino acids.